AUGUCGUCCCUCAACUACAUCAACGAGCCAGGCGCUGGUCAGAAGCAUAGUGACAUGGCCCACUACUCACAGAUCGUUGUCAUUGGAAACGUCGCCAAAUUAUCGGGCCAGGGUGGAUGGGAUGAGACAGGAGACCUUGGCGAAUUUGACUGGAAGCAGCAGAUCGACAAUGCGUUUGAUAAUGUCGACAGAGUCUUGCAGGCAGCUGGAUUUCGUGGUUGGGAGGAUAACCGAAUANNGGUCUAUCUCCUUCGGAGCUAUCAGCUCGACGUUGUCUCUCACUUCGAAUACCUGGUCGAGAGACUGACGCAGCGUAUUCCUGGCCACAGGCCCAUCUGGACAGCUGUUGGCGUGGCAAGCCUAGUGUUCCCAGCAAUGUCUGUCGAGCUGGAAGUCGAAGCGAUCAGGCACGAAACACAAAGGUGA
Aureobasidium vineae is the source of this 426-nucleotide messenger RNA. The record is from the annotation of a GenBank genome assembly. NCBI's taxonomy places the organism in Eukaryota, Fungi, Ascomycota, Dothideomycetes, Dothideales, Saccotheciaceae.